CAGAGCUCAGGAAUCAGCGCUCGGCUCCUCGGAUGCUCAGCUGGAAGUUCACAGACGCCGUGAGAUGAGAAGAAAGAUUUCAUUUUUCCUCCAGCAAAGAUGAAGUUUUCAUGGAGAGUUAAGAGCGCUCUGGUGAGAGAGUGCAUGGCCGAGUUCCUGGGAACUUUCGUCUUGCUGCUCUUCGGCUGUGCGGCUGCAGCUCAGGUGAAAACCAGCAGAGAGACGAAAGGCAUUUUUCUUUCAUGCAACAUCGCCUUCCCUGUGGGCGUCAUGGCAGCCAUGUACCUCACCAAGGGCAUCUCAGGCGCCCACCUGAACCCAUCGGUGACUCUGAGUUUCUGUGUUUUGGGCCGGGUGCCAUGGAGAAAGCUGCUUCCCUACAGCCUCAGUCAGAUUCUGGGAGCUUAUGUGGCCUCAGGAGUUGUCUAUCUGGUCUACUACGACGCUAUAAUGGACUAUAGCGGAGGAGUGUUGACGGUUUAUGGCCCUAACGAGACUGCAACUAUAUUCGCCACGUAUCCCUCAGAAUACUUGACUGUGGGCAGAAGUUUCCUCGACCAAGUGGUGGGAACGGCCAUGCUGAUGUUGUGCAUCCUGGGUCUGGAUGAAAAGAGGAACACUCCGGCCCCCAACGAUCUGAUUCCUGCUGUUGUGGCGGUGAUCAUCCUCGGCAUCUCCAUCUCAAUGUCGGCCAACUGUGGUGCCGCAAUAAAUCCUGCUCGAGAUCUAGGACCUCGACUUUUCACACUGACAGCAGGCUGGGGUACCGAGGUCUUCACGUGCUACAACUACUGGUUCUGGGUUCCUCUGGUGGCUCCUAAUGUUGGAGCUGUUUUAGGUAGUUUCAUUUAUCUGGUGUUCAUCCAGUGGCAGCUUCCCGAUCCGGAGCCUCCAGAAAACGCCUCCAGUCUGUUCACCAUCAGCAACAAAGUCAAACAACCGGCCACCACGUGGGAAAACGGAGAUGAAUUAAAGGCUGAACGUUUCUGAUCGUUACUGCAAUAAAAAUGUGAUCAAGGCUGCUGUCAAGAUCAACACAGACACCUGAGAAACAAUCCCCAGAUUGUAGUAAUAUUUAAUAAGUGAAUAUCUGCUGCUAAAACACACAUACAUCUUCUGUAAGCAGAAACAUAUUUUCUUUUCUGUUUCUGAUCCAUCUAGUUAAAUGCAGCCAGUAGAGGCAGCUGAAACAGACAGUAAAUGUGAAUGAGAGUGAGAAUAACCUAUUUGCAUUUACGUCUAUGUUCCUGAGAAUAUUGAUUUACUCUACUUUUUGUGAAACGCCUAACUGAACACUGUGUAUGUUAAGUUAUAAAUACUUUAAAUAAAAAAUAAGCAGAACACUGUACUGUUUAUUUUUCUGUAUAUUACGUAACAAAAUAAUUUUAAUGUACAAAUUUCAGUUUUAUGUUAAAAAAAAUCCAAGAAUUUCAUGCUUACUUCUUCAUAUUGAUGAAAAGAAAUAUAUACUGUAUAUAUAUUACAAUAUAUAGAAUUUGCACACAAAUUAUAUCAACAUAUUUAUGUUUUUUAUCAGUUAUAUUUGGAGAUUCACUUUACACCUCCAGAACUCCACAAAUACUUUCGUAUUUGUGGUACAUUUUGUCACAUCUGCUCAACUGGUUUUAAGAAUUCAAUAAAAAUAACUUUUUCUUUAUCCAUUUUUGUGACCAAGUAUUUCAUAUUAAAAGUAUUCUAAAUGUUUUGUGUUGUAUUAUUGUAACAUGCAGCUACAUAUGGUUCAGAAAACAUCAGUAUUUGGCUCAUGCAUUAUCAAUUUCUUCUGCUAAUUUGAGCUAAAAAAAAAGUGACUUUUCACGAUGGCUGUAAUUUUUUUCAUAAUUUUUGACUCACCAAUAAUCAGAGAUUAUUUGAUCUACUUGUCCAGUAUUGCAGUAGACAACAAAUCAGGAAAUAUUAAAUUAUUUUUCUACUUACA
Messenger RNA from Amphiprion ocellaris (clown anemonefish), 1939 nucleotides. RefSeq names its product aquaporin 10a (gene aqp10a). Gene Ontology annotation, biological process: glycerol transmembrane transport; water transport. The record is from RefSeq and is a predicted model, not a curated record. Gene Ontology annotation, cellular component: plasma membrane; basolateral plasma membrane. NCBI's taxonomy places the organism in Eukaryota, Metazoa, Chordata, Actinopteri, Pomacentridae. The coding region runs from base 100 to 990 and encodes 296 amino acids. The transcript is spliced from 6 exons. Gene Ontology annotation, molecular function: glycerol channel activity; urea transmembrane transporter activity; water channel activity.